This is a messenger RNA of Micropterus salmoides (largemouth bass), 4432 nucleotides long. RefSeq names its product sosondowah ankyrin repeat domain family Ca (gene sowahca). Gene Ontology annotation, molecular function: protein binding. NCBI's taxonomy places the organism in Eukaryota, Metazoa, Chordata, Actinopteri, Centrarchiformes, Centrarchidae. The record is from RefSeq and is a predicted model, not a curated record. The transcript has 4 exons. The coding region runs from base 921 to 2519 and encodes 532 amino acids.
AAAAUACACUGCAAUUGUAAGACAGGAUGGUAUAACAAUGUUAAUUUAACGCAGUAACACACCCAUCCCCCUUCUUCAUUUAAUGGUACAGCGCAACUUAAUUUUUCCCAGUCACUUCAAUGGCAUGAAAAUUGUGUUAGAAAAUUUGUCAAGCCGAUUUCAGUGCAACAGCUACUCGAUUCGAGUUUUGAUCAUAGAGAAUUUAUAAGGAACUAAAUAUAUUUUGACCAUAUUUUAUCAUAAUUUGUCAUCAUAAUCAUAAUGUUUGGCCUGCUUAGUGAGUUUUAAUGUGAGAUAGCGUCUUUUUCAAGGCUAAUUAUCAUUAUUUUGACAUUCUGUCAAAGCUAAAUAUAAUGUAACCAACAUAAUUAGCUUCGUAUAGCCUAAAUUUGAGUUGUCAUGGCGCAUUUGCCCUGCAUGUGUGAAUCAUACAGCCUAUGUUGGUGACGUGUUGACCAACAAGAUUCCCAUAUUAACAGGGUUUUUUAUACAGUCUAUGGUUUUAAGCAGAUCUGAAUCAGUUAGUCAUGCAAUACAGGCCCGGAAUAUAUUUAUAUUUCUUUCUCACGCCAUCACGGCUCAGUCGACACUUAAAAUAAAAUCGCAUUGUCCAAAAAUCAGACUGGUCGAUAUUACUAGUUAUUGGGAGCACGAGUUUAGGAGUAGCACUUGAACGCUGCAUGAUUUCUGCAGCGCUGAGCCGUUUGCUUGGUGGUUUCAUCAGCGACUUGCGACCCCUAUCUGCCAGAGCUCGACACUCCCCAUGGAGGAGAGGAGGAGGCCAGGGAAGAGGAUGCUGUCAUCUGUUGUCGCCGACCUCAGUGAAUGACAGUAGCGUGUGAACAUGGAGUCAUUUUGAAACGCUCUCGUGCAACUUAUUUGACUUGUCUCUGGGCUCUGUUGCGGGCCUUUCGGGGGUGAUGAUGGCGUCCCAGUGCACGGAGCAAGCCGUGCAGGAGUUCCUGAUGGAGAGAGGAGGGAGGGUCCAACAGAUGGAGCUGCUCGAUCAUUUCCUAUCAGUUUGUGGGAGAAAUGACCAGUCGAAAGAAGGGGUGGAUCGCGAGGUGCUGAAACGCGUUGUGGACAACGUGGGUUUCGUGCAGGUGGAAGACGGCGUGAAAUUUGUUUGUUUAAACACUGAAGGCAGCGCAGAGUCGGUGAUGCGUGCGGACACAGACGGCCACGAUCACGCGGAGUUCAACGGUAACGUUAAUAUCCAGGAAACACUGGACAACAGCUAUGUCAACGGCAACCGUGACAGCGGAGACCAAGCAGGAGCAUCCAGUCCGCUGGCUGCCAGUCUGGACAAUGAUAAACAGUCAAAUGGUAAUGAGCAACCUGCAGCCCCCUCCCAGAAUAAUAAGACCAACACGGCGACUCCUACCUCUGCUGGAGGAGGGGAGGUGAGGCUGAGGGAGAGGAGGAGGCGGGAAUCGGCCCCUGUUAUUGGGGUACCAGAUCUGGACCAUGCUCACCCUGCGGGGUCCCACAACCAGCAGGUGAGGGGAGCACGCAGGGUGUCCAAAGGGUCCCAGCGGGCCAUGCUGAUCAGCUGCCUUUCUGAAGACAGCGCCUUGGAAGGGCUGGACCCUGUGGGAGAUAUCAACACACCCAAGGGAAGUCGCAGGAACUUCAUAGAGCUGAUGAUGAGUAGUUCUCCGCAGGUUCGGAGGUCUCUGAUCAACCGUGGUUCACGCCUCCGGGACUCAGUGAGGAGCGAUGGAGAUUCAACAUCGCUCCUCUCCUCAGCCACUGAUGAGGACUGCACCUCAGUGACCCUGGACCCACUGGAACAUGAGUGGAUGCUGUGCACCUCAGAUGGCCUGUGGGAAAGUCUGCAACCCCUGCUCACUGUGGAACCCAGCCUAGUGGCCAAGAAAGACUUUGUGACCGGCUUCACCUGCCUCCACUGGGCGGCUAAGCAGGGCAAAGCUGAGCUGCUCUCCCAGCUGCUGGCCUUCGCCAAGGAAAACACUAUUCCUGUCAAUGUGAAUGUGAGAUCAAGUGCUGGAUACACACCGCUACACCUGGCAGCCAUGCACGGCCACACACAGGUGGUUCGUGUAUUGCUGUCAGACUGGGAGGCGGACCCUGAUGCUCGAGACUACAGCGGAAGGCGAGCCAUCCAGUACCUGCACCCAACACAAGCUGCUGACCUGCAGGAGGAGGGAGUGGUCCUCUCACCUGGAACUGAGUCAGAUAGCGAGAGCACUAACAGCGGUGGUGGUGGAGGGCGCGGCUGGCGGUUUCCCAGAGUCCUCCAGGGCAAUCUGAACCCACUGCGCCUUCUGAACCCACCGGCUGAGGCAGCAGAGGAGGCAGCCGUGACUGGGAGGACCAAAGGGGGGGUGCAGAGGAAGUCUUCUCUGAGCCGGCUGAACGCCCGGCUGCAUCGAGGUCGCCACCGAGCCCAGAUCAUCCACAGCGCCUCCUUCAGGGACACUGGGGAGGUGGGAAGAGGAGAGGAGCUCCCCAGCAGCCCUCUCCGAACCCGACCACUGUCCAACCUGUUUGGAUGAAGUUACACUCUUAACCAGUGAUAUGGAAAUAUAAACCAGUUUGACAUGUUUUGAUUUACAAAAUACUGUUUACUCACCUUUAUAAGCUGUAAGGUUUAUGACCAAAAUUUAUGACACACAUCCUAAUAUAUAUUGUAAAGUUUUAUUAUAGGAUUUUAAAUGAAUAACUACAAUGUAUGUUUCUCUAAAAGUACAACUUACUUUUGAUCCCUUUGCAGUUCGUAGGCUGAUGUUGGUCACAGAGGGCAAGGCACAAUUCAAGUAGCAUUUUAUUUGCCACGACAAUUCACUGAGUUGAGUUUUUUUGUGUUAGUAGCUUUUUCUGUAAUGUUUUGUAGGUUCUCUUAGCGAACAUUACACCACUUUUUUUUAAAACUUAUACUAGACCAAUUUUUACUCAAAUGCAAAAGGAACAGGCUGGAUUCACUUUAGUUUUGACUCACAGUGGCGAGGGAUUUGUGAAAUAACACAUAGGUUUUAUUCCAUAAACAUGUUUUUUGUUUGCAGAGUAAAUUAAUAUAUUUAUUGAACACAUUUUCUAUAUUUCAGCCUCCUUUUAUUGGAUGGUGCUGGGGUUUUUUUUGUAAAUCUCUGAAUGAAAUCUUUUUUAUUUUCAAUUAACAGAUUUUAGUAUUCAAACUCUUGUAACCACAGAAUUAUUGUAUGUCCAAACAACCAUGUACAGUUGUGAUGUUUGCACUUGUCACUUUGAAGAUUGUUCAUCAUUAUGGGAGGAAACGGCUCAAACUAAAACCAUGCCAGCUGUUAUUAGUCCCGUGUCAUACUUAUAAGUUAACAUUGUAUACACAAUAUUACAGGGUGAUCAAACUGCUACACCUUUAGAUGUAUAAUGCACUGUAUAUAUAAGCAUACAAAUUAGACUAUGUAAUUUUUCACUAUAUCUUUCACUUCUGUUGAUCAAUAUUUGAAACCUAAACAAAGUACACUGAUUUAAAAGUUAGGUAGUCACAAUGAUGGGAGGGUAAUUCCAGGCUGGCAUGAUUUUAGUUAGAUCCAUGUACCUUUUAUAAAGACACUGGUCAGUUUCACAGUCAGACUGUUUCACAGGGUGGAAGCACAGGGAGAACUGAUGUUGUUUACUGACUAUAAUGUACCUCAAAUACUUUGAGUCUGGCUCACUCAUUGUUAAACUGCUUCUUUGUGGGGGAGUUUAAGCGGUAUGGGCCUCUAAUAGCAGAUUGCAGUCUUUUUGAGCAAAUCUUCAAUGGUUAAAAUGGAUUAUAUUUACCACUUUCAACUUAAAGUACAGUUCUGAAUCAUAGACUCAUAGUUUCAUGCAGAAGUGGCUCAUGUAAAAAUCUAAUUUAGUGAAAAGUUAUUCAGCUCAAGGUCUUUCCACAGAUGAACAGCGUAGCACUAAUUAGUUUUACAGUAAAUAUGCAACCAAACAUUCUGAUUCAUAUACACCUGAUUACUUUGGACCAGAUUUUUAAUAAAUUGCCUAUACAGCCUCUUGUAUUGCAUCUGCAGAUAGUGAAGAGUCUAGACCAGAAUAUGCUGUAUGUUUAGCUGAGGAGCACAUUGACUUUUUAGACUGUUCUCCCAAAUAUGUGAACCUUACUUAUACCUGAUUAUCGGAUCAAUGACACAUCCUAGAUUUCAUGAACUUAGUAUUUUGUAGCAUUUCAUAGGGCUUCAUGUAAUUGUACGUUGACUCUUUUGAUGUAGAAAUAUGUUGUACAAACCUACUUCGAUGUCACCUUUUCAGAUGCAUGAAUAGGGGAAAUGUAAAUGCUUUGCACUGUUAAUUUUUAUGUCUGUAUGUCAGUCUUCUUUGUGAAUACUGUGAAGUUAAGUGGUGCGAAUCCUCUGUUACUGAGCCACUGUCAACUUUCUCUCUGGGUCUCGUCCUUGAAUGUGAAAUAAAGCAAUAAUGGUUUGCAUAAAAACGG